AUGUCUGGGCCCGGCAACAAACGCGCCGCCGGCGACGGGGGCUCGGGGCCCCCCGAGAAGUUGAGCCGCGAAGAGAAGACCACAACCACACUUAUAGAACCUAUUCGUCUCGGGGGCAUCUCUUCUACGGAGGAGAUGGACCUGAAGGUUUUGCAGUUCAAGAAUAAGAAACUAGCAGAGCGGUUGGAACAGCGACAGGCUUGUGAAGAUGAACUUCGAGAACGAAUUGAGAAGCUGGAAAAACGGCAGGCCACAGAUGAUGCCACGCUCCUCAUUGUCAAUCGCUACUGGGCCCAGCUGGAUGAAACUGUGGAAACCCUUCUCCGACACCAUGAGAACCAGGGGGAGCUGUCUUCAGGGACAGAGGCGCAUGGAACCCAGGAGGGGCUGACCCGUGACGAGACCCCUCUCACAGAGCCAGGGGCAUCAGAACUGAGGGAGACCCUGCCCGUGCAGCUGCGGCCCCCACUCAGUGAGCCAGCCUUGGCCUUUGUGGUGGCACUGGGUGCCAGCAGCAAUGAGGAGGUGGAGCUGCAGCUACAGGGCCGAAUGGAGUUCUCCAAGGCCGCCGUGUCCCGUGUCGUGGAGGCCUCAGACCACCUGCAGCGCCAGGUGGAGGAACUCUGCCAGCGAGUGUACAGCAGAGGGGAUAGUGAGCCCCCUGGUGAGGCGGCUCGGGCACGCACCCGGGAGCUGGGCCGUGAGAACCGGCGACUUCAGGACUUGGCCACCCAGCUGCAGGAGAAGCACCACCGUAUCUCAUUGGAGUACUCUGAGCUCCAGGAUAAAGUGACAUCAGCAGAGACCAAAGUACUAGAGAUGGAGACGACAGUAGAGGACCUGCAGUGGGACAUUGAGAAGCUGCGCAAGCGUGAGCAAAAGCUCAAUAAGCACCUGGCAGAGGCCUUGGAGCAGCUCAACUCUGGCUACUAUGUGUCUGGGAGUUCCUCAGGCUUCCAGGGGGGCCAGAUCACACUCAACAUGCAGAAGUUUGAGAUGCUGAAUGCGGAGUUAGAGGGAAACCAGGAAUUGGCCAAUAGCCGCAUGGCAGAGCUGGAGAAGAUACAGGCUGAACUUCAGGGGGCUGUGCGGACCAAUGAGCGCCUCAAGGUGGCCCUACGUAGCCUUCCUGAAGAGGUGGUGCGGGAGACCGGGGAAUAUCGAAUGCUGCAGGCCCAGUUCUCGCUGCUUUACAACGAGUCCCUGCAAGUGAAGACCCAGCUGGAUGAGGCCCGGGGGCUGCUGCUGGCCACCAAGAACUCGCACCUGAGACACAUUGAGCACAUGGAGAGCGAUGAGUUGGGGCUGCAAAAGAAGCUGCGCACAGAGGUUAUCCAGCUGGAGGACACACUGGCCCAGGUACGCAAGGAGUACGAGAUGCUGCGCAUCGAGUUUGAACAGAACCUGGCGGCCAACGAGCAGGCGGGGCCCAUCAACCGUGAGAUGCGCCACCUGAUCAGCAGUCUCCAAAACCACAACCACCAGCUAAAGGGGGAUGCCCAGCGAUACAAGCGGAAGCUGCGGGAAGUGCAGGCUGAGAUCGGCAAGCUCCGGGCCCAGGCCAGUGGCUCUGCGCACUCUAUCCCCAACCUGGGCCACUCGGAGGACUCGGGCCUUAGCGCCCCAGCUGUAGGGAAAGAGGAGGGCGGGCCAGGCCCUGUUGGACCCCAUGAGACCAGAAAGGAAGUCGCUCCAAUGCCUGUUGCCACCAUGACUACCUCUUCAGCAAAGAAGGAGGAACCGGUCCCCUCUGAGGAAGAUGCCCAGGCCUUAACCCCUGGGCCCCAGGGCCCCUCUUCCCGGGGCCGAGAACCUGAGGCCAGACCCAAGCGCGAGCUUCGGGAGCGGGAAGGGCCUGGCUUGGGAGCCCAGCCUAUAGCCUCAGCACUGGCAAGAGCCGAUCGGGAGAAGGCCAAGGUGGAGGAGGCGAAGAGGAAGGAGCCAGAGCUCCUGAAAGGUCUCCGAGCAGAGCUCAAGAAGGCCCAGGAGAGCCAGAAGGAGAUGAAGCUGCUGCUGGAUAUGUACAAGUCGGCACCCAAGGAGCAGCGGGAUAAGGUGCAGCUCAUGGCGGCUGAACGCAAGGCCAAGGCCGAGGUGGAUGAACUACGGAGUCGUAUCCGGGAACUGGAGGAGAGGGAUCGAAGGGAGAGCAAGAAGAUUGCGGACGAGGAUGCCCUGAGGCGAAUUCGGCAGGCCGAGGAGCAGAUCGAACACCUGCAGCGCAAGUUGGGUGCCACCAAGCAGGAGGAGGAGGCUUUGCUGUCGGAGAUGGAUGUGACAGGGCAGGCUUUUGAGGACAUGCAGGAGCAAAAUGGGCGGCUGCUGCAGCAGUUGCGGGAAAAGGACGAUGCCAACUUUAAGCUGAUGUCGGAGCGGAUCAAGGCCAACCAGAUUCACAAGCUGCUGCGGGAGGAGAAGGAUGAGCUGGGUGAGCAGGUUCUUGGCCUCAAGUCUCAGGUGGAUGCCCAGCUGCUGACUGUGCAGAAGCUGGAGGAGAAAGAGCGGGCCUUGCAGGGCAGCCUUGGCGGUGUGGAGAAGGAGCUGACGCUGCGCAGCCAGGCCCUGGAGCUCAAUAAGAGGAAGGCUGUGGAAGCAGCCCAGCUGGCUGAGGACCUGAAGGUACAGCUGGAGCAUGUGCAGACGCGGCUGCGAGAGAUUCAGCCUUGCUUGGCAGAAAGCCGGGCUGCUCGAGAGAAAGAGAGCUUCAACCUCAAGAGGGCUCAGGAGGACAUCUCACGACUGCGGCGCAAGCUGGAGAAGCAGAGGAAGGUGGAGGUUUAUGCAGAUGCUGAUGAAAUCCUGCAGGAGGAGAUCAAGGAGUACAAGGCACGGCUGACCUGCCCCUGCUGUAACACCCGCAAGAAGGAUGCAGUCCUUACCAAGUGCUUCCACGUUUUCUGCUUCGAGUGCGUGCGGGGCCGCUAUGAGGCCCGUCAGAGGAAGUGUCCCAAGUGCAACGCAGCCUUUGGUGCCCAUGACUUCCACCGAGUCUACAUCAGCUGA
Messenger RNA from Pipistrellus nathusii (Nathusius's pipistrelle), 3003 nucleotides. The record is from the annotation of a GenBank genome assembly. Lineage: Eukaryota; Metazoa; Chordata; Mammalia; Chiroptera; Vespertilionidae.